Hemicordylus capensis (graceful crag lizard) is the source of this 4782-nucleotide messenger RNA. RefSeq names its product PR/SET domain 8 (gene PRDM8). Gene Ontology annotation, cellular component: nucleus. The coding region runs from base 160 to 2136 and encodes 658 amino acids. Gene Ontology annotation, molecular function: protein binding. The record is from RefSeq and is a predicted model, not a curated record. NCBI's taxonomy places the organism in Eukaryota, Metazoa, Chordata, Lepidosauria, Squamata, Cordylidae. The transcript is spliced from 4 exons. Gene Ontology annotation, biological process: regulation of DNA-templated transcription.
AAAAAAAAAGAAAGAAAAGAAAAGAACGAAGGGACCGCAAGUCGUCUUUUUCUUUUUUCUUCUUUUUCGCCACUUUCUGCUGGGGAUUAUCAUUCUUGUUUUUGCAACCCCUCUCUCCCUUGCAGUCUGUAGGAUUAUAAUCCUGACUUUAUUCCUGGGAUGGAGGACGCCGGGAUGCAUAGGGGGAUAUGGGACGGAGACGCCAAAGCGGUCCAGCAGUGUCUGACGGACAUUUUCACCAGCGUCUACACCACCUGCGACAUCCCGGAGAACGCCAUCUUUGGCCCCUGCGUCCUCAGCCAUACCUCGCUCUACGACAGCAUCGCUUUCAUCGCGCUCAAAUCUACGGACAAGAGAACCGUGCCGUACAUAUUCCGGGUGGACACCUCUGCAGCCAACGGCUCCUCGGAAGGCUUAAUGUGGUUGCGCCUGGUCCAAUCGGCUCGAGACAAAGAGGAGCAGAAUCUCGAAGCCUACAUAAAAAAUGGACAGUUGUUUUAUCGCUCCCUGCGAAGGAUUGCCAAAGACGAGGAAUUACUGGUUUGGUACGGGAAAGAACUGACCGAAUUGCUUCUGCUGAGCACCGCCAGGUCCCACAGCAAAAUGAAUGGGUCGUCCCCUUACACUUGCCUGGAGUGCAGCCAGCGCUUCCAGUUUGAGUUCCCGUACGUGGCCCACUUGCGGUUCCGCUGCCCCAAGAGACUGCACGGUUCAGACAGCAGCCCAGCCGACGAAUCCAGCACCAAGGACAGCAGCCCCAAGGCCCAAGAAGGCACUUUGGGGCCUGGAGCCCACAAGUACCACAUCAAGCCCAACGGGGGCCAACAGCAGACCCACCCUCAGCAGCAUCCCCACGCCCACGCCCCGCCUCACCAUCGCCACCACUUUGCCGGCCCUCAGGACACUAACAGCAGCAGCAACGGCGGCGGCGGCAACGUCAGCAAGCCUUCUACAGACUUUCACAAUUUGGCGCGGGACCUGGAGCACUCGCGACCCAGCAGCGGCUCUCCCAACCACAGCCGGGAACAGCUGGAGGGCAGCCCGGACGCCUCGCAGCAGAGCCACGGCAGUAAAGCCAAGCGGAAAUACCCGGCUGGGGAGGCGCUAGCGGAGGAGAGGGGAGCGGCGGCCGCUAGGGGGCGCUUGGAGAGGCCGGUCCCCUCCUCGCCCAAGGAGGAGCUGGUGUGCACCCCGCAGCAGCAGUACCGGCCAGCAGGGAGCUACUUCGGCUUGGAGGAGAGCAGCCGCCUCUUCGGACCUCCCAGCCCAGAGACUGGGGAAGCCAAGAGGAGCGCCUUCGUGGAGGUGAAGAAAGCCUCGCGGGGGCUGGAAAGCGGCGGCGGCGGCGACGAGGAGAAAGAGCGAGGAGGGGGCUCUCCCAGCAGCGCACCAGCCGGGGCGGCCGCGGCGGACAAGCAGCCCCCGCCGCAGCUCCUGGGCGCGCGCUCGGGCGGCAGCGCCUUCUCCACCGUGCCCUCCUCGCAGCCGUCCAGCGUGGGGAGCCCCGAAGAGCGGAAAAGCGCCUUCUCGCAGCCAGCGCGCUCCACCUUCUCGGCCUCGUCGUCGUCGUCGGCCGCCUCCUCGGCGCACGUGACGCAGCUGGUGCUGGGCCAGAAGCUGAGCGCCCUGGUGGAAGCCGGCUGCCACGCAGGCGCAGAGGGAGGCGCGCGCCUUUACGCCCCGGACUCGCUGACCGUCAAGUUGCAGAGCUUGCCCGGCGGGGAGAUGAACGGCGGGGGGGCCGCGGCGGGCGGCGGGGGGGCCGCGGCGGGCGGGGGCGGCCUGCCCAAGCAGAGCCCCUUCCUCUACGCCACCACCUUCUGGCCCAAGAGCUCGGCGGCGGCCGUGGCGGCGGCCGCGGGGCCCCUCCAGCUGCAACUGCCCUCGGCCCUGACGCUGCUGCCGCCCUCCUUCACCUCGCUGUGCCUGCCGGCGCAGAACUGGUGCGCCAAGUGCAACGCUUCCUUCCGCAUGACCUCUGACCUGGUGUACCACAUGCGCUCGCACCACAAAAAGGAGUACGCGCUGGAGCCCCUGGUUAAGAGGCGGCGCGAGGAGAAGCUCAAGUGCCCCAUCUGCAACGAGUCCUUCCGCGAGCGCCACCACCUCUCCAGGCACAUGACCUCGCACAACUGAAGGCCGGCCCGUCUGCACUGCACGUGGAAGCCGGCUUUCUCCCCAAAGAGAGCCGGUUUGACGUUCUCGGCCCGCCCCACCACCACCACCACCACUAAGGAACUCGGGGGAGGGGAGGGUUGAAAAAGGAGGGCGGGAUCUCGGAGAAAGGAUUUCUGAGCUCCCUAUCAAAACGAUUUCCCAGAGUCUGGUGAGGUCCCGGUUCCAGGACAGUUAGACCGGUUUCGAAGUGGUUUCAGUUCGUUGUGUUAAAAAGAGGCCUCCAUCGCUGGGGUGAUAUGCACAGAGAGAGAGAGAAACAGGCACGUUCAAGGCAAAGCAUAUUGCACCAUCCAAAAGAGAGGGUGAUUGAGACAAGACAUCACACACUCUGGAGUAGUUCUGAAGUGGCCUCUUCCCAUUCCUGCCACAGGUUGCUCAACAAGGCCCUCAGAUGGUACCCAUUGGUUCUAACUGGACAGCUCCAAAAUACUAAAUAAACCACUUUAUUCUGGCAUAGCUUAAUCAACUUCAGUUGAAUGAACUUGCAGGGACAAAAAACAUGCCGCACAUGCUCUGAAUUCAGUUUUGAAGCAGGCACAAUAUAUUUCUGGAAUGGGACUUUCAGGCUCAGUGGAACUCAGAUCUGAGGAAAAGGACAUAGGUUAAAGUUGUGUGCACACCCCUAUGCUCCUGUGAGUCCUAUUCAGCUCAAUAGAACUGAACAAACAUGCAUCAGACAAAAGCCCUAAUGGAACUCUAUGGGAAGUUUUUGUCAAUAUGCAUAGGGUCUGGCUGCAGAUAGGAUGGUUUAGAGCAGGCGCUCUCAGCCUGUGGCACGCCAGAUGUUGCUGAACUACAACUCCCAUCAUCCCCAGCUACAAUUUGUUGUGGCUGGGGAUGAUGAGAGUCGUAGUUCAGCACCAUCUGGAGAACCACAAGUUGGGAACCCCUGGUUUAGAGAGAGAAAUGAGAGGACUGUAGUCUUUAACAAAGUUCCCAGACAAGGCCACACACCAUAGGUGGUGUGAUCUUAGGUCACACUAAAGCCCAUAAAAAUUUAAACCAUUAACAGUGAGUGGAGUCAAGGCUUGGUUGUCAUUUGUCCUUCUGUGAAUGGAAGUCAUAGCCAGUCAUAACUGGACAUGUCCCUUUGUGUGAAUUUUGUCGUGGCCUUUCCAUGGUUUCCUGGGGUGUGGCCUAAACCCCUUUUAGCCUUUUUGUCUUCAGGUCUAAGUGAAGAUGAGUUUUCAGCCACAGAAUGCCAACCUGUCCUUUUCAACUAAUGGAGAACAAACUGGAGUGCAGGAGGGGGGAGGGUAGAAAGUCAGAAAUCAGUGGGUAGAGCACAUGCCUGGCAUGCAGAGGGCUCCAGGCCCAAUCUCGGAAUCCCCAGGCAUGUCUGGGAAACACACACACACCCAAUUGGAGGGCCAUCUCCAGCUGGUGCAGAAAAAACACUGAGCCAGAUGGAUGGAUGUGCAGCACAAGAUAGCCCCAGAUGUUCACAUAUGAAAGGACUGGAUAAUUUGAGAUAAUAAAGGUAGAACAGAAAAGAGGUUGUGACAAGGGGCAAAAACAAGGCACAAUGAGAACCAAGAAUUCUUCAGGUUUUUUGCAGAUAAUCCUGCCUGAGAAACCUUAAAGAAGAUUUUCCCUGUAAAGGGUGGGGGCACACUGUCCCUAAAUUUAAAAGUGCUCGCUUAUGAGUAAUUCCAUUGAUCAUCCCUAUAGUUGAUAAAAGCACCAUCAGAAGAGGAGGAGGUGUUUUGCCUGUUGAUGCUCUGUCAACACUCUCGUAAUCUGCAUUGUUGUUUUCGCUGGGAUUCCUCCUGAAUUUAAGGCUGAAAUCUUAUGCACCCUUACUUGUGAGAAAGUCUCAUUGAACUGGGGACUCACUUUGGAGUAAAUAUACAUAUAGGACCAGGCUGUGUGUGCAUUUGUCUCUGCAUUUUGAACCCAUUUUAAAGCAUCUUGGGAUUGGGGCCAGCCACAAAUGAAGCAACCCCGCCCCCCAAACCACUUUACAAAAUCUAAUGCCUGUGCACAUGUUUACCUUGCAAAAAAUAAAAUGGUGGUCGGUAGGGCUUUCUUCUUUUGUUUCAAAUGCACGCAUUUUCACUUUCCAAAAAAGUAAAUAACUUUUUAAAGUACAUUUUUAAAAUGUCAUAUAUUGCAACAUAUUGAUGCAUUUGUCAUACGUUUCUACUUAAAUUAUUAAGCACUUAUGGUUUAGCUGUAAUAAUAACUAUAUGUAAGGGUAAAAAAUUUAUUUUAGAUAUAAAGCAAAAUUAAAAAAAAAAUACCGAAGGAAGAUGCAAUGCUUUUCUGCAUUACUUGAUGACAGUUUAUUUUCCUUUCUCUCUGCAAAAAUAAUAGUAAUAACGAUCCAUAAAGACUUGAAUUCAAUUUACGUUUUCAACGGGGAGAGUGCAUGUUAACAUAUACAGACUAUGGACUUCGGUGCAGAAUGUCAUCGAUUCUGUAAAUACGGAUUUUCUUUUAAUACAAAGUGUAAUUUUGUGCCAGUGAAUUGAAGUCUGAAUAGUUAUGUGGUUUCUUUCUUUCUUUUUCUUGUUUUUCUUGAAAAAGAUUUAUUAAACUUUAUAGUUUAUCUGGGUAUGUUGGAUGCUUUGAGAAUAAAUGACUUUAUUUUCUUCAAAAGCA